Molecule: messenger RNA, 780 nt
Organism: Pseudophryne corroboree (corroboree frog)
Lineage: Eukaryota; Metazoa; Chordata; Amphibia; Anura; Myobatrachidae
Product: nicotinamide N-methyltransferase-like
Exons: 3
Coding region: 1-780 (259 amino acids)
Cellular component (GO): cytosol
Molecular function (GO): N-methyltransferase activity
Source: RefSeq, a predicted model, not a curated record
AUGGAUUCCAGCGCCAAUAAAUUCUAUCCUGUACACGGCUUUGAUUCUAGAGAACAUCUGGAAACAUAUUUUUCUAACAAACCAGACAUGGUCUUUAGAGACGAUUCACUUAAAUUUCCAAUGGAAAGUUUACACCGUGCAUUCAGUGAGGGUCACAUUAAGGGAGACCUUUUGAUUGACAUCAGUUAUGGAUCUUUCAUUCAUCAUCUCUAUACAGCCAGUGGAUAUUUCAACCAGAUCCUUGUGCUGAAGUGUUCUGAGCAAUGUAUUAUGGAGCUGAACAGAUGGAUUAACACACGUACCGGAGCGUUUGAUUGGUCUCACACAAUGGAAUAUAUUAAAUGCACAGAAGGAAAUAGUGACCAAUGUCAGGACAAUCACAUGACAUUGAAGACGGCAAUAACAAAGAUCAUGAAAUGUGACACUGACAAUGAGAAUCUCACAGACCCGGAGGUGCUCCCACCAGCAGACUGUGUCAUCAGUGCAUCUAUGCUGGAAUUCAUCAGCAAAGACCAAGAUGAUUUUAUAAAUAAUUUCAGAAAAUUUGUGAAGCUACUAAAACCUGAAGGAACCCUGAUAUUGAUAGGGUCUUUAAAUACAACUUACAUGAUGGUUGGGCAGGACAGGGUACAUGCCUUCACAUAUGAUGAGAAAUUUGUAAGAAAAGUUCUCACUGAUGAAGGGUUUGUUAUUGAUCACUGUGCAGUCCAGAAAAAAACAGCAGUGAGUGACCUUACUGACUAUGAGGCAAUUAUAUUUAUCACAGCUCACAGAGAGUAA